AUGCAACCAUUGAUAGAACAACCACAGUUUCUACUUGAGCCCAAAUCCUUAUACAUCUUUGAAAAUCAACCCAUCCAACUUGAAUGCAAAGCUAUUCGAACGCGACAGAUAUUCUUCAAUUGUGAUAACAAAUGGGUACCAGAGAAUGAACAUAUCAAAUCGACUGAAAUCAACGAUAGAGGCGUCAAUGUGAUUAUCACCAAAAUACAAUUGACAGUUGAACAAGUCGAAUCGAAUGCAUACAAAUGUUUUUGUCAAGCAUGGUCGGCAACAGGUGGAACGUUGAAAUCUCGAACGGCAACGAUUGAAAUCGCUUAUUUGGAUAAAAUUUUUGAAUGGGAACCAUUAAAAACUGAUAGCGUGAUCGGUAAAUCAGUUGAACUACGUUGCCGUCCACCAAGUGGCAAUCCAUAUCCGAAAGUAACCUGGUUGAAAGAUAAUCGACCAGUUGAAAUCAAUCGUAAUGGUCGGUUUAUUCUUUCGAACGAGAAUUCUUUACUUAUCGCACAAGUCAGAAAGAUCGACGCGGGAAAUUAUACAUGUGUUGCAUCGAAUAUUGCUGGAAGUUAUUCAAGCGAGCCUGCCGAAUUAAUUGUUCAUGAUAAUCGCGGUUGGUCAGAUUGGCAACCGUUCUCAGAAUGCAAAGGUAUACCGUGUAGUAUUGGUCGUCAACGCCGUAUACGAACAUGUUUGAAUCCGCCAACGGCCACUAACCGACCUAGUUGUGAUGGCGAACAUAUGCAAGAACGAGAAUGUCCUGUACCUUGUCUACAAGAUUCGCCAAAAAAUGCUGUCCUUUCUGAAUGGUCAACUUGCAUGGGCAGUCCGUGUCAGAUAGGUAAACAAAAACGUGUUCGACUCUGUUCCAAACAAACACCAUGCAAUACUGACGAAGCUGAAGAGCGAGAUUGUUCUGUACCUUGUACAAAUUCCAACACAUCGAAUGGUGUUUAUUCCGAUUGGACAAAUUGGUCAACAUGUCGUCUUCCGGAAUGUAGAUCCAGUCGUACACGUCAGUGUUUACAAGAGCCGUGCCGUGAUUAUUUAAUCGAAACUCGUUCAUGCAAAGAAAAUUUUUGUUCGAGUACUUUCGUUUCGUCAUCGACUCUCAAUGCUGUUGUUUAUUCAUCGGCUGGUAUCGGUGUGCUCAUAUUUCUUUUGCUUGCGAUAUUAUUUGUUAUAAUAUGUUGCCGUCGUCGACAACGCCUACCAACAAAAAAAGCUCUAUCAAAUUGUAUUCCAACAACAAAUACCUGUGGUGGAUGUCACAUAGAGAAGAAUGAUUAUCCGUUCUAUUAUUCGAUUCAACAAGACACAAAUUCAACACGGUCUUGCGCAUCGCACAACAAUACAAUUUCAUUGACGAAUUCUGAUGUUGGUGUUGAACGUGAAAGAUUUCAUUUGUUCAAUGAUUCACCAACGAAUUUUUCCAAUCAAAAUCACUUAAAUUUUGUCUACGAGAGGAUUCUACAAAGUUUACCUGCACAUACCGAUCUACGGUAUUUUGCUGUCUCGAUUUUGAACAAUACAGGCUGCCAAUUGAAAAUUCCCCAUACGGGUAUCAAACUGACCAUACCUGAGGAUGCCGUUCUCCUCGAUGAAGAUCACUUGAUUUACGUUGCUUUACUUACAACAGAAAACCAAAUGCCAACGCUGACGACAAAUCAAACACGUUUAUCACCUGUUAUAUUAAUCGGUCCAUCGGACAUAACUUUAGUUAAACCAGCUGUUCUCUCGUUCGAGCAUACAGCAGUUUUAGACUCGGCAUGGAAAUAUAAUCUAAUGUUUUGUGAUGAUUCGCAACAUUGGAGAUGUAUUUUAACUUAUGGACAAGAGAACAUCUCCACACCAGUGCACCUACAAUUCGCUCAUGAACAACAAGCGUUUAUCUUAUUUGAGAACAUAGGUGCAUAUGCACUGAUUGGCGAAUCGAUAUUGAAUCAACAAGCAUCGAAAUAUAUUCAGAUGGCUUGUUUCUAUGGUCAAUCUGCAUUACGUCUUCGAUUUUUCGAUAAAACUUCGGACGCAUUUGAGCACUGUUUGAACGAAGAGACAGCAAUGAAGAAUUUUCUAUGUGACCAACCGAAACAAUUUAUUUUACAUGAUAAUCAAGAUCAGAUAUGCAUGAAUGUUGACUUAGAACUAUCGACAAUGUCAAGAAUUAACAUUGGCUACAAAGAAAUUCCAUUUGCAUCAUUCUGGACAAAUCGAAUCGAACGAUCUUGUUUCAUUUUUCUUAUUCCGAACUUACAACCAAAUCAAACAGGUCCCGAUAAGAAUUUUAUGGAACAAUUUACCAUACAUGUUGAUGUAUACCAACCAAAUAUAUUCACAAAUGCUUUGCAUACACGCCUGCUCAUCAAUACACAUAAUUUACAAUAUACAUCCGGAUGGGAUGCAACAUCAAUGCGUCCGCACCAUUUUUCCAAAACAUCAGAAAAACCGUCAAGACUGCCAACAGUAAUUCGACAGAAACUAUGUCAAAUACUCGAUCCGCCAACUACAUUAGGAAACGAUUGGCGAAUGUUUGCGAGUAAUCUACUCGGCAUCAGUUAUCUUCAAUACUUUGCAACAAAAACCAGUCCAACAGAACAUUUGCUCACCUUAUGGGAUGCUCGUCAAGAAUCAUUUGUAAAUAUGAUUAAUGUUCUGAAUCAAAUCGGUCGUAGUGAUGCUGCUUGUGUUAUCAUAGCGCAUAUGAAUAUAACAAGAGCUUUCACUGUUGGCGACCGUCAUCGUUUUGAAAAUAUUUACAUUGGUUGGGGUUUGAAAAAUUUCAAUGAAUGUUCGCAAGCCGGUAUGAUCAAUAUAUUUCCUCAAAAUGAAUACAAAUUCGACUUGAUCGAAAGAGAUGAUCCAACAAUCGAAGAAGAAAAUGCGUUGUUCAAAUCAUCGAUACUGUUGUCACCGGAUGACAAUGAAGAGUUUGAAGAUAACAUUGAAUAG
Adineta ricciae is the source of this 2946-nucleotide messenger RNA. The record is from the annotation of a GenBank genome assembly. NCBI's taxonomy places the organism in Eukaryota, Metazoa, Rotifera, Eurotatoria, Adinetida, Adinetidae.